This is a messenger RNA of Paramecium sonneborni, 1145 nucleotides long. The record is from the annotation of a GenBank genome assembly. NCBI's taxonomy places the organism in Eukaryota, Ciliophora, Oligohymenophorea, Peniculida, Parameciidae.
AUGAAUGAAUUAUAUUAAAAUAAAUGUUAUUUGAGAAUACUCAGUGAAUUUAGGUAUUAGAAACAUAAUAUACAGGGAACUAAAAGUACCCCCAAGAGUAACAAAUUUAAAAAAGGAUAGUCAAUAAACAAAUUAAAUAAAAGAAUUAUUAAGUAAACCUAUAAUUCAUCGUAAAAUGUUAAGUGAACAUUGUCCAAAAGUACCAAAACUUAAAAUAGAAUAUACUUAUGCAAAAAAUAAUUCACCUAGAUUCCGUAUAAUAAAGAAUCUAUCUCCUAUAAAUACUACUCGAAGUUCAAGACAUACUACUCAUGGAACCGUAAGAGCUUAUCUUACAUAAACAAAGCAAGGAAAGUUUAAUACUUUACCAUAGGUUUAAUAAUAUCAAUAAACAAGUGAAGAAAUUCCUUAAUUAGAAAUAUAUUAAUAUUAACAACCUCCUGCUUUAUAGUCUCCUAAAGAAACUGUAAUGUCAGAAUUUCAAUCUCCUCGUAUUAUGUAAUGUUUUGACUUUGAUCAUUAAUUUGUGAAAUCAAAGAUUGAACCUCCAAAGAGAUCAAAAAAAUAAUUAAGAAUGAUACUUUUAAGAGCUAUUAAUAAAUUGAAGGCAAUGAAUAUUGAUCCACAAUAUAUGAUUGAAAAUAAAGUGUUUUCUAAAAAGCCUUAUUAGAGAAAAAUGUCUAAUGAAUUUAUUCAUGCCGUAAAAUUAAAUCAAAAAGAUAGAGUUAAUGAAUUGUUAGAAUAAAACAGAUAUCUUGUUUUUGAUUUUGAUUUCUAUAAUAUGACUGCCUUACAUUGGGCCUGUAAAAAAGGUUUAAUAGAAAUGGUAGAACUAUUAAUAAAGAAUCAUGCAGAUGUAGAUGCAGUUGAUAUUUUACAUAGAACUCCUCUUUAUUUAGCAAUUUAAGGAAACUAUCUUGAAAUUGUAGAAGUAAGAAAUAUUAAUAUGAAUCUGAUUAGACUUUAUUAAAAAACAAAGCUUAUCCUUGGUCUACAUACUAUACAGAUUUAGCAGAAGUUGUUUAGGACAAUAGAAAAGUCUAAAAACUUCUAACUCUAGUUAGAAGAGUAAGAAUUUCAAAUUACUUUAGAUUGAUAUUAUUAAUACUUGGGGAGAUAAGAAAGUUGAAGAAGAUUGUAUUUGA